AUUGAACUUGCAAGUUACAACACCCUUUUCAACAAUCGACUCAUUACCUUCCGAUUUGACUCUAGAGGGGAAAUUCUGUUUCCUUCCCCCUUUUCAUUUUCGUCCGUUUUCCCUUCGAAGAGUUUUCACCUCAAAUAGUUCAGUUGAAAUGGCUUUCAUUACACGACCUACAUCGAUGAUCCCACCAGGGUCUUCUACAAGCUCAACUUUUCGCCAGCCAAGCGGCCAUCAUUCUGUGUCUCAGCAACAAUCGUCCGCCUUGGCAGCCCGGAUUGCCUCGAAGAAGGCCGAACUAGAUAAUCUGAAGCAACUUCGCGAUAUGAGUGGUGCGUUGGCGAUCCAAAUGCAAGUCUUAGAACAGAAAAUAGGAACGCUUAAGGAUGGCACAGAAGCUGUUGCUUGUGUUCUUUCAAAUUGGGACAAUGUUUUACGAUCGAUUAGCAUGGCAUCUACAAAAACUGUAACUAUUCAAAGACCGAUCGAGCAAAAAUCGAAUACUGGGUCUGAAGGCAAUAUGCCAGUCGAUUCUCCCAUGCCUGCUACUCUGGUUCGAAUCCCAACAGAGCAAGCAGGAAUGGCAAGACAGUGAUGAGCGGCUUCGGUUGGACGUAACGUCUACAAUAAAUCAUGCCUUUUUGGCAUC
Aspergillus alliaceus is the source of this 643-nucleotide messenger RNA. RefSeq names its product DASH complex subunit DAD2. Gene Ontology annotation, biological process: attachment of spindle microtubules to kinetochore; mitotic cell cycle. The record is from RefSeq and is a predicted model, not a curated record. The transcript is spliced from 3 exons. Gene Ontology annotation, cellular component: mitotic spindle midzone; mitotic spindle; DASH complex. NCBI's taxonomy places the organism in Eukaryota, Fungi, Ascomycota, Eurotiomycetes, Eurotiales, Aspergillaceae. Bases 149 to 589 code for a protein of 146 amino acids.